This is a messenger RNA of Heterotrigona itama, 1238 nucleotides long. The record is from the annotation of a GenBank genome assembly. Lineage: Eukaryota; Metazoa; Arthropoda; Insecta; Hymenoptera; Apidae.
AUGUCAGGGAAGUUCCGAGGAAGUAACAUCAAGUGGGGAAAUUCAACAGAGGGAAACGAGUCGAGGUACAAAAUGAAGUUGCGAGAAUCAUUAAGGAAUAGCCAACAGCCUGCUGAUACUGAGAACGAGAUCGUUAUGGAGACACGAAAGCGAGGACGAGGACCCUCGAAGAGGCCUUGCCUCAAUAGGAAUGCUUUGAUGGCUCGAGAGAAUCGACUUAGGAAAAAGGCGUAUUUAGAAAAAAUAGAGAAUAAGCUGUUGUUCUAUCAGCAGGAGAACAAGAGCUUGGCAAACAUUAUAAAAAAACAGACUAUAGAUAUUAAACGAUUAAGCGGCGAAGUUGCGUAUUUAAAAAGCGUACUGAACAACAACACCAGCAUUACCACAUUGUUGAAAACUAUCAACAAUGGUCUCCAGAGGAUUACCACACAAAAAAGAAAUUUGUUGUAUACAAAUUAUGACUCUGAACAUACGAAUACAUUGGAUGCUCAACCCAAAUGCACGUGUUAUACAAAUAUGAAGGAAAAUAUAUUAAAUUCACAAAAUACCAAUAUAUUCAUUACGAACGUCAAUAAUGACUCGUUAAUAGGACAUAGCACAACCGAGGAUCUAAACAGUGAAUCUUACAUCAACUCUCAGAAGCAAUUUACGUGCAAAAAUUCACCAGACGUUGACGAAGUCUCUUCGUCGUUUUUAGAUUCAGAUCAUACUUACACCAUUUCCAAAAGUCCAAUAAUCAAUGUUAAGAACAAUCUUCAGAAUAAGGAAGCAUUGCCUACCAGUUUAAUAUCUGAAGAUAAUUAUAUGGAUACAAAGGAAUUGGACGAUUUAUUACCAAUUGCUCAAGCAGAUUUGCCCAAUGCAGAUGAGAAAAAAGAUGCUGACGCCGUUGGUAUUGAUUUUGAUCAAUUGUCUUCUUUCAAUAUGGAUAUAUUUGAAGAUCUUCCGAAAUGUGACGACAUGAUGAAUACAGUUGAUAAAAAGCAAUGUAAAUGAUUAUUCUCAAAUUCCAAGACGACUAAAAACAUCCGGUCGUUUUACAUGUGCUACUGUUGCAAUUCUGUCAAAAGUUACUUGUUUAGCACUGCUUGUUUUAACCAUUCCCAAACGUGCUUUUGCCGGUAUGGUGGUUAAUCUUUCUGAGGCUAACAAAAAUAUUGCACAAAAAUUAAAAGAUAGAUGUGAUAGAAAAUAUAAAAAAUAUAUUGGAUACUAUGUAGAACUAUGUGCAUACCUAG